CUUUGCAUAGAUAUCAAAGAAGCACGAACACGACAAAAUAUCCCACCACGACCGAAUGACAUCAUCAUCAACGGGUUGGGAAUCAUAAACACGCACAAAAUGACACGAAACGCCAACCUCGUACGGGCGCUCUGCUUACCAGGCCGCCACCAGCCCAGAGGCCCAUCGAAGGAAGGUGGCGCUGUAUAUAUAUAUAUAUAUAAACCACUACGCCAGAGCAAUUACUCUCCCACUCUCCCUUCUUGAGCUAUGCUCAAGACUAACCGAUCGUCGUCAGCUCUGAUUCCGCUACCUCGCUGCCGAUCAUGGGCCGGAGCCCCUGCUGCUCCAAGGACGAAGGGCUGAACCGCGGCGCGUGGACGGCCCACGAGGACCAGCUCCUGACCCGCUACAUCGACUCCCACGGCGUCGGCAAAUGGCGCAACCUCCCCAAGAAGGCCGGCCUCAACCGCUGCGGCAAGAGCUGCCGCCUCCGCUGGCUCAACUACCUCCGCCCCGACAUCAAGCGCGGCAACAUCUCCCCCGACGAGGAGGACCUCAUCAUCCGCCUCCACAAGCUCCUCGGCAACAGAUGGUCUCUCAUAGCCGGGAGGCUGCCUGGGCGGACGGACAACGAGAUCAAAAACUACUGGAAUACCAAUUUGGGGAAAAGGGUCGACCCGCAAACCCAUCACCGCCUCUCCACCACCACCUCCGCCGCUGCCGCUCAUCCCAGCAAAUUAUCAGUCAAGCCCCGCCGGAAGAUCGUCCCCCCACCCGCAACUGCCACGGCCCCGGUCCGGGCCAAGCCUGCAAAGUGCUCGAAGAAGCUCGUUUUCUAUCCACGGCGGCAGGAGGAAGAGGGGAACAAUAAUACCAAUGACGCUGGAGUAAUUUUGGCCGGGGACGGGGAGAAGGCAGAGACGAGCAGCCUGGCUGCGGUGGAAGCUUCCUCGUCCUCCUGCGCCCCCGCGAAUAACGGGCUCUCUGGCGGCGGAGAUGACAACAGUAAUGAGAAUAUUAUUAAUGGUGGCCGCCGUGAUGCGAAUAACCCACUGCAGGGGACGGAUGAGUUAAUAAUGACGGUGGAUUUUGGCGGGGAGGCAGGGGCGGAGAUCUCGCUGUCAGAGCUGCUGGCCGGCUGCGAUGAUUUCAGGGAUUUGUGCGAUUUCAGUCAUCAUCAUCCCCACACAGCUGGAUGCAGCGGCGGCAAGAGCAGAGACGAGGUGGAGAUGCUGAUGGCGGCCGGCGGCUGCGGGGAGAUGCUCAUUUCGUCGGAGGAAAUGCUGGAGGAGGGUUGGGAUAUUGACGUCACGGCGACGACCACGGCGGCGAGUGAUCUGAAUGGGUUCGGUGGUGCUGGAUUUCUUGGUACCGGCUGCGGCGUUGACGAUGAUGAGGAAUGGCUUGGCAUUGCGGAAUGCUCGAGUAGUUAAAGGAAUUUACUUCAUUGGUGUUUUGAGGAUUUUUCUUUUAUCAUUAUGUUCGUAUAAGCUAAUAUGAUAUCAUCUGAGAAUUGAAUCUUUGCUUUCCUAUGAUAAACUCGUUUUGAUUGUUUUCUUAGUACGAUGAACUCGUACCACUUAAAUGCUGUUGUAGUCUAAUAAACUUUGGGGCUAUUGAUCCCGAUACAACCCAAUCAUUAAGGGUCGACCGAUGAACUAUUGGAAGACUGACACGAGAGUCUGACCACCUUAUAAGUUAAGCAAGGAUAAGACACUCCUCUCAAGUCUCACUCGAGAUGCUACAAGAGCGGGCUCACGACCAUUCGAGAGUCAAUCAAAUCACCAAGAACUUAUUAGACAAUGAUAGCGUCAUUCGUAAUUAAAUCCGAGACUUUAA
Messenger RNA from Linum trigynum, 1821 nucleotides. The record is from the annotation of a GenBank genome assembly. NCBI's taxonomy places the organism in Eukaryota, Viridiplantae, Streptophyta, Magnoliopsida, Malpighiales, Linaceae.